CAAAGGAAACCAUGAAGGCGGCGGUGCGGCCUCUCGUGCUCGUCAUCGCUCUCCUUUCCUUCUUCUCCCUUUUCCUCCUCUCCUCCAAAUCCACUCCCUUCUCGUCCUUUAAAUCUUCUCUCUCUCCUAUCGCCGCCGCCGCCCGCCUCAAGGUUUUCGUCGCCGACCUCCCCCGCGCCCUCAACUACGGCAUUCUCGAUGAGUACUGGUCCCUCUCGGCUCCGGACUCUAGGAUCGGAGUCGAUCCGGACGCCGCUCUACGCCCCGUCGUCGCUGCCGCUUCUUCCGGGCGGAAGCCCUACCCGGAAAACCCCCUCAUCAAACAAUACAGCGCCGAGUACUGGCUCCUGGCCGACCUGGAGACGCGCGAUCGGGGAUCCGUCGCCGAGAGGGUGUAUGAUUUGGACUCUGCGGACGUAGUGUUCGUGCCCUUCUUCGCCACGCUCAGCGCGGAGAUGGAGCUCGGGUGGGGGAGGAAAGGUGGUUUUUUGAAGAAGGAUGAGGGAAAUGGAGACUACAGGCGACAGCGUGAGGUGGUGAAUCGGAUCAGGGCAUCGGAGGCGUGGAGGAGAUCUGGUGGCAGGGACCAUGUGUUCGUCUUGACAGAUCCAGUUGCAAUGUGGCAUGUUAGGAAUGAUAUUGCUCCAGCAAUUCUUCUAGUGGUUGAUUUUGGUGGAUGGUAUAAGAUUGACUCCAAAACAUCAGGAAACACUUCAGGGAUGAUACAACACACUCAGGUAUCCUUGCUUAAAGAUGUUAUUGUUCCUUACACUCAUCUGCUACCAAGACUGCAAUUGUUGGAGAAUCAACACAGGCAUAUCCUUCUCUACUUUAAAGGCGCUAAACACAGGCAUCGGGGAGGUUUGGUUCGUGAAAAGAUAUGGGAUAUACUGGUUAAUGAGCCUGGUGUAGUAGUAGAAGAAGGCUUCCCGAAUGCCACUGGCCGUGAGCAAUCAAUCAAAGGAAUGCGGUCCUCGGAAUUUUGUUUGCACCCUGCAGGCGAUACGCCAACCUCAUGUCGUCUUUUUGAUGCCAUUUUUAGCCUUUGUAUACCUGUCAUCGUUAGUGAUGAAAUAGAGCUUCCAUUCGAAGGAAUGGUAGAUUACUCCGACUUCUCAGUUUUUGUGCCAGUCAGCAAAGCCUUGCAACCAAAAUGGCUUGUGACCUACUUGAAGAGUAUCUCCGAACAACAGAAGGAUAUAUUUCGUUCCAAUAUGGCACGAGUACAGCCUAUGUUCGACUAUGAGAAUGCCAACAGCACAGGGAGUGCCCCUCUAGGUGGUGCAGUGAACCACAUAUGGAGAAAGAUCUAUCAUAAGGUACCAAUGAUCAAGGAAGCAAUGAUGAGGGAGAAACGAAAACCGGAAGGCGUAUCAAGACCGUUGCGCUGCCAUUGCACUUGAUCAACUCCCUUGUUUCUGAAAGCUGGCAACAAAUUGUUAAUCUGUUUGUGUUCAUUCUUCUGUAACAGAUCAGGAAUGUGUAAAGUCUCUUUCGAGUCAUGAAGAAUUUGCAGAUAAUGGUGAUACGACGAUGUAAAACUAUGAAAAGUUGUUCUUCUAAUGCCAUUCUAACACUUUAGUCC
Molecule: messenger RNA, 1585 nt
Organism: Zingiber officinale
Lineage: Eukaryota; Viridiplantae; Streptophyta; Magnoliopsida; Zingiberales; Zingiberaceae
Product: probable arabinosyltransferase ARAD1
Exons: 3
Coding region: 12-1403 (463 amino acids)
Molecular function (GO): glycosyltransferase activity
Source: RefSeq, a predicted model, not a curated record